Molecule: messenger RNA, 2778 nt
Organism: Trypanosoma cruzi
Lineage: Eukaryota; Euglenozoa; Kinetoplastea; Trypanosomatida; Trypanosomatidae
Exons: 1
Coding region: 1-2778 (925 amino acids)
Molecular function (GO): protein binding
Source: RefSeq, a predicted model, not a curated record
AUGUUUUACUCCGGCUGGCAAUUUCCCACGCCGCAGCGCAUCGUUGCGAGCGACAGCCAGCAGGAUGCCAAUUAUUUCAUUCAGGAGACGUGCAGCCCCGGCAUCUGUCUCAUCCACUUUCUCUCCACAAGCAUGCGGCCUGGCGUUUCUGCGUCCGCCGCUGCCGCCGCUGCAUCCGCGGCCUCUCGAAGGGAGAACAAUGGGCGCAUCCACCUGAAGAGUGAUGUUCCGAUUCACCCGUACAGUGGCGUGUUUUACUUCGAGGUGGAGGUUCGGUCCAUCGCGACGGCAGGCAGAAACGGCCGCAACUCUGUUAUGAGCUUGAGCGAGCCCGAACUCGUCAUUGGUAUCUGCCGCGAAUCGCUUCCUCAGCACGCGCUGCCAGGUGAAGAGGCGUGGAGCAUCGGUCUUUUUACUGCCCAGCGCAUGGCGUAUAUAAACGGCAAGGGCGAAGGCGAAGCUGUGCGCUUCCCCACCGGCGCACGUCAACGCAACAGCAGCACCGCAGCAGGGAACUCAGAUGAUUAUCGUGCAAGAGGGAUGAAAGUUGGGGACACAGUUGGAUGUAUUGUAAACCUCAUGGACGGCACAGUACGCUUUACCUUCAAUGGUGAGCUUCUGGACGUCGUGGGCACACUGAGUCGACGAAUGCCACGGCACGGCUACUACCCCGCCGUGGGCAUGUUUCGACUUCUUCCUGCAGUUUCAUUGAGAGUUGUGUUUCCGCCGUUGGGUAGGGCGGCGUCUAUACUGCGGCCUCCCAUGAAGGAAAAGGUCCCGCCACCACCACCACCGCCGCCACCGCCACCACCAGCUGCUGCUGCUGCUGCUGCAGUCACAACAAUAACAACAGCUACAGCCGCAACCACCGCGGCGGUGCCGGAGUCGGGAACUGUUGCUGCUGCUGCUGCUGCGGCGGUGGCGGCUGGUGGUGUGACUACUGCGUUUUCUCCUCAACAGGAAAUGAGGACGACGGCGGCCGGGUAUUUUGUUUUUAAUAUGGACAAGUACUGUGAGAGCAUUGCAGAGGAGUUGGUUCGACUGCACCAGAAAAAGACGGCGGCCGAUCUGGAAAACGAGCGCGAGGAGGACAGCACUUGUUCUUGUCGUGAUGCAAAUAUUAUGGCAGCCAUCAGAAAACACUUGGCAGCACGGGGGAUGACAAAGGCGUUGUCCGCUUUUGAGAAGGAGCGAGAAGAGUUGCAGUGCGCUACUGCCGCCACCCGCGUCUCCUCUCCCCUUCAGGAAGGAAUGGGAUCGCAGAGUGCGGAAGAGACACAUGCCACACGAGGGGAAGACAACUCAAAGAAAAGUUCAAGAGGCGCCCUUCCCGGUGGUAGCGGCAGCUCACUAAACAAAAUAAGCAGCAAAUUAGUGGAAGAAGAAUGCCAAGGCAUCUCCUACAGCCUUCAUAUCCAACAGCUGCGAGAAGACAUUGGUCGUGGGGAUAUGAUCUCCGGCACGCAGCGUAUUCUUGCCGCCGGUGUCAUCUCCCCCACAACGCGCGAAAAAAUUGCUUCUGUGACUGAGGACGUUAAUUUGCUGCCCAACGACUUUUGGGGCAUUAUUUUCUUUGCGCAGCGUAGGGACAUCCUCUUCUUGCUGCGUGCAGCACAUUUAGUGGAGGUGACUCUGGACGCCAUGGAGAAGGGACUUGGUGCGCUGCUUUCUCGCCUUAUUGGAAUGGAGGAACCAAACAGGGGCGCAACGGGCGACAGCACGGGAGCGACAUCCGUGAAGACGCCUAUUACGACUGCGGAGCUAAUGAGGCUUGCGCUUCACAUCCUCCUUGAGCCAUUUGAAGAGGUCUCGGCGGCCGCCAGGCACCAUCAACGUGCCUCCUCUGUGGGGGCGCGGACAGGGGACGCAGCCGCCUUUGGAAUGCUCGACGAAACCCUUGCAAAGGGAGAGUCCAAAUGGCCGUGCGAUGACCUCGCAGCACAUCUCUUUUUCACAGGGGACAAGACAUUAUGGUCCGGACCAGAGGCACCGGUCACGCUGUUGGUGCGCCGAAGUGUCCCGAACAUGCCACCACCCAAGCCAAAACACCAACGGCAAAUUGUUGAAACACUCUCCAUGUUGUUGUCUCAUCAACGUGCUGUAUGCGCCCGGGAAGAGGAGCAGCAGUAUGCAAAUGAGAACCGUACGUGGGUAGAAAGCUGGCUGCUGCUUGUAAAAGACGCUAAGAUUCAAUAUCGUGCCCGUUGUUGGUGUCUUCUUCUUCAUGCCAUCGAGGAUUUCAAUGGUGCCUUGGAGUAUCGACUUCUUGUCUGGCAACGUAGGCACGAGGAGGAGAUGCGGGAAGCUGAAAAGGGAGGCGGCCUGGGCCGUCACGGUGCCACCACACAUCAUCGAGAAGGCGCUGGUAGGCGGCUAUUCCCUUCACUACGGUCAGCAUGGCGUCAUGUGCAUGCUGCGGCCGCGCUAGAGCCUUUGUUCAACAUUGUAACAAAGGCCUUUAGUGACCGGCUUUAUCGCGCAUCCACGGCCGCACAACUUGCUACAAUGGCAGCACAAAACGGUAGAUCAUCCACCUUUGAAAAGGGCCCGAAGAGGAACCUCUCCUUCCGAUGUGAUUUUAUGAAUAGUGAGGAGGAUGAGGGACGAUAUGAACAUGGCCCUCAUACAGGUGAAUUAGCAUCAGAGUUCGGGAGUACCCUUACGGCAAGAAACAACAACAACAAAAACGAGUUGCUCAAGAAGAAGUCGUGCUACAAUGAUGAUGUCCGCUUGAGCUUUCUUUAUAUGAAAAGUAUAUACAGGGCUGUUUUUGCCUAA